Cladocopium goreaui is the source of this 2151-nucleotide messenger RNA. Lineage: Eukaryota; Dinophyceae; Suessiales; Symbiodiniaceae. The record is from the annotation of a GenBank genome assembly.
AUGGUUAAGACAAAGAAGCUGCGUGCAGCAGGGUCGCACCGGUCAGCGGAUUCAAAAGGGUUACCGCCGGGCUGGAUUCGCGUGGAAUCACGUUCGAAGCCUGGCGCCUAUUUCUAUGCGCACCCAGCGACCAAGCGAACUCAAGCUGAACAUCCAGGUGAAAGGCAUAUCUCGUCAAAGAGACCUGAAGGGCCACGGCGCCGAAAAACUGAAGGUGAGGCUGAAGAGCCAGGUGUCAGCCCUCUGGAUGUGGAAGAUUUUGAGGACCCUGCUGAUAAGGCAGAGCGCUUGCGCCAAGAAGCAGAGGAGGCUGAGGCUGCGGAGGCUGCCCGUCAAGAGAUGGUGCGGCAGCAGCGCGCUGCAAAGCGAGCUUUGCUGAAGGAGGCAGACAAAGAGAAACAAGAGGAUGAAGGAGGCUCAGAGGAGGAGAAGGAACUGGUUUCAAAAGAAGAACUGGCAAAGUGGAAACAAGAUGAGGAGCGAAGAGAAAGGGAGGAGGCAGAAGCAGAGCGUCGAAGGAAGGAGGAAGAGGAACGGAGGAUCAAGGAGGAGGAAAAACGACGAAAGGAGGAAGAGAGGCGAAGAGAAGAGGAGGAACAAAGGAUAGAAGCAGAAAGGAUUGCACUGUGGAAAGCUCGAACUGAGAUGGCCCGGAAGGAGGCAGAGUUUGAAUGGGCCAUGUCACGCGAGAGGCAAAAGAAGGAGGAGUCUGACAAGAUACAGCUUGAGGCAGAACGGGUGCGACAAGCCUUGCUGGAGCGAAAGAAGCUCGAAUCCGAGGAGGAGAAGAAAAAAGCCGAAGCAGACCUCCGGAAGAAGGCGGAAGCUGAGCGCCUUCGACGGGAAGCUGCAGCUAAUAGCCAAAAGAACCAACGCAUUGAGGAGCCGUCCGACCAUAUUGAAGCUCCGUGCUUUGACGUUUUCAAAGGUGGUGAGAGAAUAGGAAGAUUCAUCUUGUCACCGACGCAAACCACUUGGACGAUCGGCAGAUGUCCUCCAAUAGAUAUUCGUGCUGGUCACGAGACGGUUUCCAGAAAGCAUGCCCAGGUGAACCGACAGGGCUGCUUCACUUUCCUGCAAGACUUGGGUUCAGCUCAUGGAACUCUUCUCAACGGACAGAAGUUGGUGAAGAACACGCUGGAGCGGCUUUGCUCUGGUGACAAUCUACGGUUUGGUGGCUCUUCGCGCAUCUAUGUGUACCGAGAACCAUCAACUGCCAUCCAAAUCAAUCGAGGCAUCAGACCUGUGCAAGUCACGAUUGAACAGGACAUACCUGAACCUGCCCUGGACUCCCCAAAGCAAGCACCAGCCCUUCCAGGCAAGCCCAUAGUGCCCAUAGUGCCCAUAGUGCAGCCUGAUGAGAGUCUGGCAACUCGUCCUCCUGCGGUCACAAAGCUGACCAUGGAGCAUUCUCCACCUGCCCAAGCAGAGUCACCAAGUCAAGUGAGAACCGGCGUCGUUACCGACAGGGCUCCAGCAUUUGAAUCUGAGAUGGCUGUGAGCGGUGCAGAAAUGCUGCAGCAAAGGCAAGUGCCACAGAUUGAAAGUGCGAAGACAGCCCUGAAGCCGGAAGCCGAAGUGAAGCCUGAAGUGCAGAAGCCUCAGAAAGAAGGCAGGAAAUCCAAAAAAUCUGCAUCUUCCUCUUCAUCGACCUCAUCUGGAAAGAAGAAGAAGAAGAGAAGGAAAUCUUCAAAGUCCAAAAGUCGGAGAAAGAAAUCUUCCUCUUCUUCCUCUUCCACAUCCUCUCGAGAUAAGAAGCGGAAAGAAAGCAGCAAAAAGAAGAGAAGAAAAUCUUCCUCAACUUCAGCAUCUACAGACAAAAAGAGGAAGAAAAGGAAGUCUCGAUCCAAGCGCAAAUCUUCAUCAUAGCACAGGUAAGGCUGCACUUUAUGUACAAGUUUGGAUGCUGACGGUAAUGUGGAAAAUCUGAAGCGCAGAUGGACGAUUCCAGUCUGAAACAGGAUUCAUUCUUUCUAGUUUUGUGUUUGUUUCACGACGUUCAGGUCUCGAGCACUGCGCUCCGCAUUUGGUGCCUGCUUUGCAAUCUUUGCAGCCCGCUCUAGGUGGGUCCCUGUAAAGGCGUAUUGCGGCCAAUGGCUAAUCAUGUAGUCAGGAGCGGCAGACAAAUGGACAGACUUCGCAAGAACAAAA